CAGAUCCAGAGAGUUUUUGGUACCAACUCUUUCUCUCUCUCUCUCUCUCUCUCCCCCUCUUCUCCAGCGUAGUUUCAGCAGAAUUUCAGGGCCAAAUUAAAAACGCACCUAAAUCUCAAGAGAUGCUAUAAAGAGGAGGAUAAGAGCACAGAACUUUGCUACAAGGAGAGUGAGAAGAAAGGCUUUGAUCAGCUUUGGGAUUGUAAAAGUGGUAGUGGUCGGAAAAAAAAAUCUCCCUACACCCAUCAUCCAAGUCUGAUCAAAAUCUGAUUGAAGAAUGAGAGCGUGGCUUUUGGAACACAAGGAUUGCGGCAGUGUAUAACAGUCAGAACACAAACGCGUUCAAUUCUCAACAACAACAGCAGCAACAACCACAGUGCUUGAUGGAGAUGUCAUUACAGAGAACAUCCUCGGAGAAUAAUUCGGGAAGGAACCGUGAGGAACAGGAACCUUCGAACAAAGAAACCACCAUGGAAGCUCCUGCUUCCGGUGACGACGACCAAGAUCUCGAAGAAGGAUUCAAAAGGAGGCGCCACACCCGCCACACACACCACCAAAUUUCGGAGAUGGAAUCUUUCUUCAAGGGUUGCCCUCACCCUGAUGAAAAGCAAAGGAAAGCGCUUGGUCGCGAGCUCGGAUUGGAGCCUUUGCAAAUCAAGUUUUGGUUCCAAAACAAGCGCACCCAAGUGAAGACGCAACAAGAACGAUAUGAAAACAAUCUUCUGAGGGUUGAAAAUGACAAGCUUCGAGCAGAAAACCGUAGGUACAGGAAUGCACUAGCUAAUGCUUUAUGCCCUAGCUGUGGAGGCCCUACUGCUCUUGGAGAGAUGUCCUUUGACGAGCAGCAGUUGAGGAUCGAGAAUGCACGAUUAAAAGAGGAGAUUGCUAGUAUGUCAGGACCUGCGGCCAAGCAUGCUGGAAAAUCUGGAAGCAAUUCGUACUGUAACAUGCCAUCUCAAAACCAGAUGCCUUCGCGCUCGCUAGAUCUGGGAGUUGGUAACAACAACAAGAACAACAACUAUGUAGCUGUAGCACAAGCACAACCUGCAGCCAUGGUUGGGGAAAUAUAUGGUGGCAAUGAUCCUCUUAGGGAACUCCCCCUUUUUUCUUGUUUUGAUAAAACUUUAAUUGGGGAGAUUGGUCUGGUGGCAAUAGAGGAAAUCAACCGGUUGUCUCUGUCUGGAGAUCCUUUGUGGGUCCCUGGCAACUACGGCAGUGAAGUUGUAAAUGAAGAUGAAUACCUGAGGGUUUUCCCUAGGGGCAUAGGUCCAACACUCUUGGGCGCAAGAACCGAAUCUUCUAGGCAAACAGCCAUAGUUAUCAUGCAUCAUAUGAAACUCGUUGAGAUGCUUAUGGAUGUCAAUCAAUGGUCAAACAUGUUUUGCGGCAUCGUUUCAAGGGCGGUAACACACGAAGUGCUGUCAACUGGAGAAACUAUAAGAUACGAUGGUGCCUGCCAAGUGAUGUCAGCUGAGUUUCAGGUUCCUUCACCCCUUGUUCCUACUCGUGACAACUAUUUCAUCAGGUUCUGUAAGAAGCACCAAGGACAAUCGUGGGCGGUGGUUGAUUUUUCAAUGGAUCAUCUGCGACCUGGUGCAAUCACAAAAAUUCGAAGACGACCCUCUGGUUGCAUAAUUCAAGAAUUGCCAAAUGGUUACUCAAAGGUCAUAUGGGUUGAACAUGUAGAGGUGGACGACAGCGAGGUGCAUAAUCUUUACAAAAAUUUGGUUGAUUCUACCCUUGCGUUUGGAGCUAAACGUUGGGUUGCAGCAAUAGAUAGGACAUGCGAACGUCUUGCUAGUGCAAUGGCCACCAACAUACCCCAAGGGGCACUUUGUGUGAUAACAAGUCACGAGAGUCGGAAAAGCAUGAUGAAGCUGGCUGAAAGAAUGGUAUUGAGCUUUUGUACUGGCGUUGGUGCUUCAACUGCAAAUGCCUGGACACCACUACCAAGUGGUCUUGAAGAUGUUAGGGUCAUGACCAGAAAGAGCGUUGAUGAUCCAGGCAGACCUCCUGGUAUAGUGCUCAGUGCUGCAACUUCUCUCUGGCUCCCAGUUCCUGCAAGGAGAGUUUUUGAGUUUCUUAGAUCAGAAAACACAAGAAAUCAGUGGGACAUUCUGUCAACCGGGGCUCAAGUGAACGAACUUGCACAUAUUGCUAACGGGAGAGACCAUGGAAAUUGUGUCUCUCUUCUUCGAGUGAAUACUCAGAAUGUGGGCCAGAACAAUAUGCUGAUACUUCAAGAGAGUUUCAUUGAUGCUACAGGCUCAUUUGUGAUUUAUGCUCCUAUUGAUGUAGCUGCCAUAAAUGUUGUGUUGGGAGGUGGUAAUCCAGAUUAUGUGGCCCUGCUCCCUUCGGGCUUUGCUGUUCUUCCUGAUGGGCCUGGACUGAACGGAGGGCCCGGGCCCAUAUGUGAGGCUGGAUCCGGAGGAGGCUGUCUUCUCACAGUUGCGUUUCAGAUACUGGUGGAUUCAGCUCCGACUUCGAAAAUCUCUGUUGGUUCCGUGACAACUGUUAACAGUUUGAUAAAGAGAACAGUUGAAAAGAUCAGAGAUGCAGUGUCGCUUGAUGGCAACUAAAGUGCUAAUUAAGCUCUCUCAAUAAUUAAAUAACAAAGAGAAAGAUGAAAGAUGAGCAUGGAAGGUGGUUCAAACUUUAGUGUUCAGAACAAGGGAACCAAGUCAAUUAACGCACCUUAGAGAGUGUCCUAUAUGUAAUGUUAGAAUUUCUUAGGCGCCGAAGUAGCUAGAAAAGUACUUCACCAUAUAGGAAGGAUGUUAGGUUCGGGCAUUGACUAUCCCUAAUGAAGGCGAAAGUAGUUCCAUCUGACCUUGUUUGACUAUAAACAUAAUAAUAACUCUGGAUUUCUCUUUAUCUAUCUCAA
Messenger RNA from Glycine soja, 2884 nucleotides. RefSeq names its product homeobox-leucine zipper protein MERISTEM L1-like. The coding region runs from base 384 to 2579 and encodes 731 amino acids. The transcript has 12 exons. The record is from RefSeq and is a predicted model, not a curated record. Gene Ontology annotation, molecular function: DNA binding; lipid binding. NCBI's taxonomy places the organism in Eukaryota, Viridiplantae, Streptophyta, Magnoliopsida, Fabales, Fabaceae.